AUGGAGGGCUAUCUACGGACAGCUUGGACGACGCAGCGACGCCAUGAGGGUGGGCUCGAGGGAGAAGAAAAGGACAGGGGAGGAGGAAAGGGAAGCAUGACGCCGGAAAAGGAGGUUGGGGGACCCUUCCCCUGUACUCCACCUCCACUAACCUUUGGCCCAACCCAACUGCCCCGCCGCGCCGCCUCGGUAAAAGACCUCGACGGCUCCGACCUCCAUCGCCACCGCAACCUCAACCCACCUUCCUCCCUCCUCCGCCGCUGCGCCACUUCCCAUCAGCGUUCCUCCCACUGGCGCAUCCCCGAGCCCACCUCCGCCUCCGCCGUCCGGGCCGCGAUGCGCCUCCGCUCCCCACUAUCAUCCGUCCCCGCGAUUCGCGGCGGCGGCCAGGCUGCGGACGCCGACUUCCUGCUUGACUCGUGGCUCGGGGCACUGCGGGACCUCGGUGGCGACCGCGGGUGGCAGCAGCCAGGCAUCGGGAAGAUCCGAGUCGACCGGGCAUUGGAUCGAGCAUGUCGGGUUGUCGGGGUGGUGACACUGUGCACACCAAAUGGAUACGGCGAUCUCAUUCUGAAUCUGAAGGACCCAUCUGGCACUAUUGAUGCAUCAGUUCACAAGAAAGUUCUCUCAAAUGAAAACCUUUCAAAGGGUUUAUCAGUUGGGUCUGUCAUUGUUCUCAAACAGGUGGCUGUUCUUCGCCCUUCUAGCACAGUGUGCUAUCUGAAUGUUACCCAGAAAAACGUUGAGAAGGUGCUGCAAAAUGACAGUGUCUCCCCAUGUAAGCAAGCAGUUCCAUCAAGUAAUUCUGAAAGGCAAAGCCAACAGCCUGGCCAAGGAGAUAACAUGGAAAGGGAAGCUCGAGUUGAAACAUCUGAUGGAAUGACAGCGAUCCUCAGUAAGCUCUCGAGGACCAAGGAUGGUCAGAUAGUCGUCUUGUGCGAUAAUGGUGGUGCAGCAAAAGCUGUUAAUAGUAGUAGUCUGAGAACGGGCAAAGAUACUCAUGAUGUACAAAAUCAUCACGAGAAACGGGUGGAGCAAAUGGAUUCAAGUUCUCAAAUAAAGAAUUUGCCAGGCUUCAGCACCAGUCAGCAGCUGCAGAAAAUCUUUUCUAGCAUGAAUCCAGCUAAUUGCCAGCUGAAACAAGGAGUAAGCGUACCCAAGUAUGGAAUAAGCAGUGAAGCUGAAAGUUCUGCUGACGAUAUAAUGAGAAAAUUGACAGGUGGUGAAAUGAUGGUUCCCAAUAACAAGGAGACAACUGUUGCCGAGGGUUCUCGUCGUAAUUGUCGAACACAUGGUGCAAGCAACAACACUUCGAGAAUGGACGUCCAUGCUUCAGAAAAGCCCCAGGAGAUUGGACUUCAAAAGAUGGUACAAGACCACUCCCGCAAGCAUGUAUCAAACAACAAUAGGGAUGAGCAUCAGCAGGAAAACCCGGGUGCAGACACAAGAUGCACAGCGCCGAUUCUUGGUGGAAGCUCAGUUAUGGCUGGAAGCAGAGACUGUACGCAAACUUCCUGUACUGGAAAUCUGAGGCAACUCUCUGGCGAUGAAUUGAUGCAGCCAAGUAGUAAAAAACUUAAGAGUGAUGCGAUGCUUUCCGAUGGCAAUGGUCUGGAUGACAUACCAGAUGAUUUCCUCGUUGGUCACAAUUCGAUCAGGAAGCCUGAGCAUCAGCAAAAGGGCAUGCAAAAGGGCAUCCAUGCCGCAAGUGCGGGUACCCUCCAGUCAACUCAAGAAAAUUGCUCAAUAUCUGCCACUGGCGGAACACGACCUUCCAGUCAUAGGAUGGUUUCAGUGUCUUCUGUGCCAGAAUGGACUGAUGAGCAACUUUCUCAACUUUUUGAUGACUACUAACACCGGAGUUAGUAGUCAGUUUGAUGUUAUCUCAAGGGUGUGAUGUUAUCUCAAGAGUUAUGAUACUCGAGCGCAAUUAUGGCAACUAUUUACGAAUAGCAGGCAACUGUGCAUCAAUGGUAGGCAACUGAACAUCAACCGUAGGCAAUUGAUCAUCAGUAAUAGGUAACUAAGCAUCAAAAUUGAGCAAUUUCACAGUAUUUGUAGCCAACUGAGCAUCAACCAUAGGCAAGUGAUCAUCAUUAAUAGGCAACUAGGCAUCAAUGUUUGGCAAAUUCAUAAUAUCUGUAGGCAAUUAAGUAUCAACCGCAUGCAAUUACUUGUA
Hordeum vulgare subsp. vulgare (domesticated barley) is the source of this 2179-nucleotide messenger RNA. RefSeq lists its product as uncharacterized. Lineage: Eukaryota; Viridiplantae; Streptophyta; Magnoliopsida; Poales; Poaceae. Gene Ontology annotation, biological process: recombinational repair. The record is from RefSeq and is a predicted model, not a curated record. The transcript has 8 exons. Bases 1 to 1854 code for a protein of 617 amino acids.